GGUCAAUUUCCAGGGAGGAGUGAAACAUUCUAAGUUUUUAGUUGAAGAAUUCGGCAAUUUCUCUACCUUUUGCUGCUCAAUUUGAUGUAUUUCACACCCACUCUUGUAUAUUGAUGAAACAGCGAGUAUCUCGAUGUGAAAUCUUAGUAGAUUUCGUAGUGAUAGUUGAAUAAUUACUGCUGUCGGCGAAACCAACACUGGGGUAGAACAAAUUGCCACAAUCGCAGCACGAUGCCAUCGCUUCCCACUCGGGUGUCCAAUAUAAAAGAUCCAAAUGUGCAAGCUCUCUUCUCCGACGAUGAUCCUGAAAAGUUGUUUGAAGAUCUACGAGAAAUUGGACAUGGCAGCUUUGGCGCUGUCUAUUAUGCAAGAAAUACCAAGACCAAUGAGGUAGUAGCUAUUAAGAAGAUGUCGUAUAAUGGCAGACAAUCACAUGAAAAAUGGCAAGACAUUAUAAAAGAAGUAAAGUUUCUGAGUCAGUUGAAACACAGACACUGUAUAGAAUAUAAAGGUUGUUAUCUUAGAGAGCAUACAGCAUGGCUGGCAAUGGAGUACUGUAUCGGGUCGGCAUCUGAUAUUAUUGAAGUUCACAAGAAGCCGUUAGCAGAGAUUGAGAUAUCGGCCAUAUGCAGCGACGCUUUAAAAGGUCUUGCGUAUCUCCACGCUAAUAACCGAAUUCACAGAGAUGUCAAAGCUGGGAAUAUUUUACUGACUGAUAAUGGCACAGUUAAAUUAGCUGACUUUGGUUCAGCCUCCUUUGCGUGUCCGGCCAACUCAUUUGUGGGCACUCCAUAUUGGAUGGCUCCUGAGGUCAUAUUGGCAAUGGACGAAGGUCAGUAUGAUGGAAAAGUUGAUGUCUGGUCGCUAGGAAUUACAUGUAUUGAAUUAGCGGAAAGAAAGCCACCACUAUUCAACAUGAACGCUAUGAGUGCACUGUAUCAUAUAGCACAGAACGAUCCGCCAAACUUGAGUGCCGAAACAUGGUCAGAUGCGUUUCGUGACUUUGUAGACACUUGCUUGCGAAAAGAUCCUCUCGAUCGGCCGCUAGCAGAAGAGCUUUUAUCUAAACAGUUUUGUACAAAGGACCCGCCUUCUUCUGUUAUAAUAGACCUGAUAGAGAGGACAAAAAAUGCUGUUGAGAAGCUAGAUCAUUUGAAUUACAGAAAAAUGAAGAAAUUACUUGGUUACAUUGACAAUGCUGGUCAUGAUCUGCCAGUGGACGAUGGAAUUCAGGAUCACGUCUUUCCAGUUUCUGAUCAGAAAUCCAAUAGUGUAAAUAGCCAGCAAAGUAGCAGUGUUAGCGGUAGUGUUAAUAGUUUGCCUGGGGCUACGUCUGAAGUUGAAGACCAAUCAAUUGGAAUUCGCAGGUAUACGCACAUAAAUGAACGGAAAUGGUCCGAGUUAAGCAUGAUUAGUCUCAAUUCCACCAAUAGCAUGACUAGCGACACAGAGCCAACAGAAAUCAGUGCCCCCAACCAUAGCCCCAUACAUGCCAACAAUUUUGCCACAAUACGUACGACGACGAUAGUCAGUGCCCAGGCGCACGCACACAAGGAUGAGAACGAACUGAGAGAGCAGAUGACUGGCUACAAACGAAUGAGGCGACAGCAUCAGAAACAAUUACAGCAGCUAGAAAAUAAGGUUGCUGCCGAAAUGGAGGAACACAAGCAAAAGCUUGAUAAAGAAUUUGAACAAGGGACGCACACCAGCGGAAAGGAAUUAGAGAAGUUGUUACAGAGGCACCAAUUAGAGCUGGACAGAAAGAACAAGGCGAUCACCACAGAGGAGAAAAAAAUGUACAAGGGAAUAUUACAGUUACAGGAUGUGGAACUAAGAAACUUUCAAGCUCUUCAGAAAAAGGAAUAUAAACAAAAUAAAGAACAAAUAAAAAAAGAACUGGAAAGUAUACCAAAAAGGGACCAGGAUUUGAAAUUGCGAGAACACAAGGAAACUUUACAGCAAAAGCAGCAAGAAGCAGAGAAUAGCCUGUUGAAAAGCCACAAAGGUCACAUUGAUUUGGAAAUCAGAAAAUUCAAAAGGUGUCAGUUGCUGGCAAGACACUCACUAGAACAAGAUCAAUUGAGAGAGGAGCUUAUGAAGAAACAAGCGAUUACUAGCUACGACCACUCCAUGUUGUUGUCACACCAUGACUGUACGCAGAAUCUUGAAUACAAACAUAUGCGUCAGAUACAGGACAUGAGGAUAGAACAGAUGAAGAAACAACACAUGACGGAACUCAUGAAUCAGAAGGAGUACACGAAACGUGUUGAGAGAGAACUAUCGAAGAAACAUGCCCUAGAAACCAAACAGCAUCCGAAAAACCUACGACAAAAAGAGGCACUAAUCAGGAAGCAGUUUCAUGAUGCGUGUAAAACGCAGUCAAAGCAGUACCAAGCAUUGAUAGAGCAGGAACUGAGGAGAACUCCUAGAGAACAACAGAAAAUAGUAAAACACAACCUCAAAGAAGACAAGAGAAGAAAAUUAUCUCAGCUCGGAGAGCAGUAUAACCAAACUAUAUCUGAAAUGUUACAGUCGCAAUCGUUAAAACUUGAUGAAUCACAGGAAACUGACGUUGAGAAAUUGAAACAACAACUGGAAAUUGAAAUGGAACAGUUGAACGCAUACCAAGUCAAAACAAAAAUACAAAUUGAGUGUCAGCACGAAAAGGAGAAGCGAGAAUUACAAGAAAAAGUUUCUCUUCGAAGGGCUUUAUUGGAGCAGAAGAUGGAAGAAGCCAAACUGAAGUUCCAGAAUGAAAAGUCAGAGCGGAUACGCAGGUUACACGAACGUCAAGCAAAAGAGAUUGAGACAUUUGAUGACGAAAGCAUACAGCUGGGUUUUAGUGCAAUGACGAUAGCCGAGAUGCAGCGCCAGUCAGUUGACCCCAAUGGUGGUUUCGGAGACGCUGGACCAGGUGGCAGAUCACUGUAAAUCCAUCCUCGUAGUCUUGAAAUGCUUCUCACGUGUCACCCUUGGCAGUCUAAAUUAAUGCUGAUCUUUUUUUUUUAAAUACUUUGCGAAAAUCUGAGUGGAUUUCUUUAGUAAACUCAGGAAAUGCAAAGCUAUUUUAACAUGCAAGAAGCUCAUAAGGGGAAGGGACACUUGUAAAUACGUUGAUUUCACAGUCAACCACAUUUCCAGGAAACAGAACAGCCUCUAAUGUCAAUGUGUUUUUUUUUUUAAUCUUUAAGUUUUGAUAGAAAUGAUUGAUUUUAUUUUUGUGUGCAUCUGGAAAUCUUUAAACUGAAUCUCGCUCACAGCUACAAAGCUUUUCAGCAUCCAUUACCUCACAUACAUUUAUAUGAUAUUUUUUUAAAAACAAUCCCAAGUUUUGAAGCUGACCAAGACAGAUAGGGUUGUUGGUUGUUGUAAUCUUUAUACUAUUGUGCUAUUAUUGUUUUAAAUUUUUUGCAGAGAAAGUCAAGCCUAUUAACUGAAACAUAAUACUCCAUGUGUCGUUGUCGUCCAUGUGUCGUUGUCGUCAUGAGAAUUUCCUCAAAAUAGGAAUUCUGUCACUGCGCUGAUCAAAUAAUUCAACCGUUUUGGUUUUAUUUGAAUGAUCAUUUCCCUGUACAAUUAACAAGAGUAAUCAAUAUGGUUAAUUAUUCUGUGAUCCGAUCAGCCCGAAAAUAAAUAUAGUGGAGUAUUAUAAAGUACAAUGAUAUUAAAAAUGUGAUAACAUUACAGAUACUGGGCCUUGAAGUAGUGUCUCUUUUAUUACCGGUGCA
Messenger RNA from Saccoglossus kowalevskii, 3728 nucleotides. RefSeq names its product serine/threonine-protein kinase TAO1-like. Gene Ontology annotation, cellular component: cytoplasm. Gene Ontology annotation, molecular function: protein serine/threonine kinase activity; ATP binding. Gene Ontology annotation, biological process: protein phosphorylation. The record is from RefSeq and is a predicted model, not a curated record. Lineage: Eukaryota; Metazoa; Hemichordata; Enteropneusta; Harrimaniidae.